Camellia sinensis is the source of this 9311-nucleotide messenger RNA. The record is from RefSeq and is a predicted model, not a curated record. Lineage: Eukaryota; Viridiplantae; Streptophyta; Magnoliopsida; Ericales; Theaceae.
UUCUAAAAAUUUCAAAAUUAAAUUUAGGGGCUUAUGACUCACUGUUUAGCAAUCUGAACCAGUGAAUUCGACUGCUUGCGUGAAUUCGUGUGUUUGCUCAUCGUUCCGAUCCAUUCUCAUUCCUCAUCACUCUAGUCGAUCGGAGUUUCCUUACAUUUUUUCUUUUUCUUUUUUGAACGAGAUUGGAGCUUCCUUCCAUACAUGUAAGUCCUAAUUUGCUCAUCUUUACAUGCUUUCUAUAUAUACUCAAAACCGUCCAUAUUCAUACCCUAAUAACAAUCAACUCUUACCACAGUGAAUGGCAAGACCUCCGCAAUCUCUCACAACCCUCUUCCUCCGCCACCAAAACCAUCGCUCCAUCCAAAACCUCAACCCCCAAAUCCGAAACCUCUGCCUCAGCAAUGGCGGCGAAGAAUUUCUUCAGACCCAUCAACAGCCGAAGACCCAGGGCUUAACCCAGAUCGCUAAAGAGGUUUCGAGGGUCAUUCGGACUCGACCCAGAUGGGAACAAACUCUACUCUCAGAUUUUCCCUCAAUCAAUCUCUUCGAUCCCAACAUUUUUAUUGAGCUUUGGAAGCAGCAAAACAAUGUGCUUCUUUCUCUCCGUUUCUAUCUUUGGCUAAGCUCUCAAUGUAGCUUUGUACCGGAUAAAUUGGCGUGUGAUGUGAUUUUUGAUGGUCUUGUAGAAGCUAAAGCUGCCAAUGCUGCGAAAUCGUUUUUGACUUCUGUAGAUUUUACUCCUCAACCUGCUUCUUUAGAGGCUUAUGUUAGAUGUCUGUGUGAAAAUGGGUCAAUUGAGGAAGCACUGAAGGUGUUUGAUGAAUUGCAAAAGCUUGGUAUUUGCCCGUUGUUAGAAACAUGGAAUUCGGCUUUGUUGGGUUCGGUUAGAGCUAGGCGAACCGAUGUUGUUUGGAAGUUGUAUGAAGAGAUGAUGGGUAGUGGUGUUGCAGGGGAUGUGGAUACAGUUGAGUAUUUGAUUCAAGCUUUUUGUAUUGAUAACAAUGUUUUGAAAGGUUUUGGGCUUCUUAGGCAAGUUUUGGAAGAUGGGUUUGUUCCCAGUAAUGUUGCUUUUAAUAAAUUGAUAUCUGGAUUUUGCAAGGAUAGAUACUAUUCGAGAGUGUCUGCUCUCCUUCAUACUAUGAUUGCAAAGAACCAACGCCCUGAUAUCUUUACGUAUCAGGAAAUUAUCAGAGAGCUAUGCAAGAGAAGAAUGCGGCAUGAAGGAUUUCGGAUUUUCAAUGAUUUAAAGGAUAGAGGGUAUGCUCCGGAUAGGGUCAUGUACACAACGAUGAUACAUGGUCUUUGCAAGAUGAAAUGGAUUGGGGAGGCUCGGAAGCUUUGGUUUGAGAUGGUUCACAAAGGAAUAGUUCCAAAUGAAUACACGUACAAUGCAUUCAUUUAUGGGUUAUGUAGGAUUGGUAAUCUCAAAGAGGCGAAGGAGUUGUACAAUGAAAUGUGUUGUAAAGGUUAUAAAGAGACCACAGUGAGUUGCAACACUAUGAUCAGAGGGCUGUGUUUGCAUGGAAGAACAGAGGAAGCUCAUGUGUUGUUUCAAGAAAUGGCUGAGAAGGGAAUUGCUCGUGAUAUUAUCACGUACAAUUCUUUGAUUCAGGGUUUCUGCAAGGAAGGGAAAAUAGAUGAAAGUAUAAAUCUUUUGGCUGAACUUUUAGAGAAGGGUAUGCAACCUUCAGCUGCUACUUAUACUGCCCUCAUAGAAAAACUUUGUGAGAUGGGUGAUGUGGAUGAAGCAAAAGAGUUGUGGGAGGAUAUGCAGAAUAGGGGCGUGGAACCAGCAGUAUGUACUCAUGAUUUCAUCAUAACUGGAUUGAGCAAUAAAGGGUAUGUAGCCGAGGGGAUGGAAUGGUUGGCUGCAAUGUUGAGACGUAACCUCAAACCGCAAAAGCAAACUUUUGAGAGACUAAUUCAAUGUCUAUCACAAGGAGAUAAGCUGGAUGAGGCUAUACUUGUGUUGGAUUAUAUGUUUAGCAUAGGUUACACGCUCCGUGAAUGUAUUUGCCGUUCUCUGGUUGAUAAACUAUGUGAACAGAAUUCCGAACAUGUUGAGACAUGUCUAGGUGGUAUUCUGCAGAAAGAUACUGCAGCAUCUGAGGUCUUCUAGGCACUUUUUUAUUUAUUUUCUUAUAUUAUCAUCAAUUUACAGGACUAUGUUGUGCUUGUUAUACAUUUUUGUAUGAAAAAUAUCAUCCAAAGUUGUGCCAAUUCUUUGCAUUAUUGUUUGUUACAUGAGGAUGGUCUCGCUGAUAUAAUGAAUAUUUAUAAUGCUAACUUUGUGGUCUCUUUUUGGGUUGACCUAUCUCAUAGUGCACAUGUAUUCUGUGACCAUCUUGCUAUACGAACUAGCAAUUAUUAUAUGAAUCCAUUAAAACAACACAAGCUUUUUGUUUACCAAUGACUUCCUUGGUUUCUGGGAAAAAUUUUGAAACGUACCUGGCUGGCAGUAUUGUCAUAUUCUACAUGCGCUUUGUCAUAUUUUACAUGCGCUUUCAGCCUUCUUAACUAGCGACUGUGGUCAAUAAGAUAAGACCGUAUAACAUCCCUGAGAAAAUAUGAGAAAAUGUGUGUUUGCGUUUAUUUAUGAAGUCGUGCAUACUGUCAACUUCACGCUGAAGAUUGUGAAUUGUAUUGUAUUGUAUUUGUAUUUUAUAUUCUCAAUUAGGGGUAAUUUAGUCUUCUAGGUUAUUAUGGUUUAUUCUAUAAGUUUAUAUAUUUUGUACUUAGCUUUGGUUUUAAUCAAUUUCAAAAAGCAGAAUUCCUUUUCUCAGUUAUCAUGGUAUCAGAGCAAGGUUACAAACAUUAGCAUACCUGCCGCAAGUCAUCAUCGACCAUUGCAACUGUCUCUCUUUCAUCGCAAGGCCAUCGCAGCUCGUUCUCUCUCUUCACAAGGUCGUUGCAAGGCUUCGCUCGGAUUCUCUUCUUCGCACAUCGAAGCAGUUCGUCUCACACUUGCUGGUUCUGGUUCUGGUUCAAUCGAAACCCUAGGAAGCCUUCAUCGCUGGUCUCUGAUCCUUCGUCACUGGUCUCUGGUUCAUUCGGAAACCUAGGUUGGGUAUCUCACUGAUCUUCUCUCUGUUUCGACCUAUCUUUAUCUCUGUUUGGUUCAGUUGAGGAGGAAGAGAAUGACGAGGACCAAACAGGUCAUUAAUGUCUCUCUCUCUCUCUUCUCUGCUGCCUUUCAUCCUGUUUUGAAUUCACUGCGUAGUUUGGGUAUAGCAAUAUGGCUGAUGAUAAAUUGCAAGCUAUCACUACUAAGUUGGAUGGUACCAAUUAUUCUUAUUGGUCUCAUGUAAUGAAAAUUUUUAUAAUGGGUGCAUGUGGAACUAUGUUAUUGGUGUAACAAUUAGACCUAUGGAAUUCCAAGAAACUGAGGCUAAUGUUGCUAAAUGGGAUAAGGGAAAUGCAUAAAUUCUUACUUGGUUUCAUAAUUUAGUUCAAACUACCAUUGGUAUGAAUUUUUCGAAGUAUUCUACUUCUAAAUAAGUUUGGGACUAUUUGAAAACUAUGUACCUUGAGUCUAACUUUGCAAAACAGUAUGAACUUGAGAUGUCUAUUCACAAUUCAGGAAUUCUACAAUGAGAUGACAACUUAUUGGGAUCAACUUGCUUUAAUGGAACCAUCAGAUUUGCAAUUACUUGAUAGUUAUACCAAGUAUCGGGAGAAGCAACGUCUUGUUCGGUCUCUUAUGGCCCUUCAUGAUCAAUUUGAGCCACUUCGGGGAGCUAUUCUUCAUCGGUCCCCCUUGCCUUUUGUUGAUGGUGCUAUUCAUGAGCUUAUUGCGGAAAAAACUCGGUUCAAGGUGGCUCAUGGUGCUCUUGCCUCCCAGUUAGUUUUUGCCACUCCUCCACUCUUGCCUACCCCACCAUCUCAUUUAUUUCAAGUUAUUGGUAAGCCCAAGCCUCGAGUUUCCAUGGAUGAGUGCAGCUUCUGUCAUCAGAAAGGUCAUUGGAAACAUGCUUGUCCUAAACUUUUGCAGCCCAAGGGUCGUUCAUCUGGUCCACCAUCCUCUAAGCCAACAUCUUCAGGAUUUCGCUCAUCUGCCGCCUUCUCUGCACCAGUUUUUGAGAACGAUCUGUCUUCCAAUAUACAGUCUAUGUUUGAGCAAUUCAAGUCUUUCAUGGUGGCCAAUCCAAAUUUUUCGUCCCAAGCCUCCGCUAUGACUACCACUCAGUUAGGUUUGUCUGGUUCAUCAUCUUCAGGAUCGGGUAUCCAAGAGGCAGAUUGGAAUCGGGCGUAGAGUUGGAGAACUAUAUAUCUUGGACAGCUUGCAUGUUCCUCUAAAAGUGUCUUCUACUGCAUUGUCUUCUUUUUAUUUAAACAAUAAGUCUUCUUUAUUUUAUAUUUGGCAUUCUAAGUUAGGUCAUCUGUCGAGUGAUCGUUUGAGGAUGUUAGUCCGGUCUGGACAUUUAGGCAAUUUUCCCAUUGAUGAUAUUUCUGAGUGUCGUGGUUGUAAAAUGGCUAAAAUGUCUGCUCUUCCUUUUAGUAAAAGUAGUUCUAUUUCUUCUUCUCAUUUUCAAUUGGUUCAUACUGAUGUUUGGGGUCCUUCCCCUAUAGUUACCAAGGGUGGUUCACAAUAUUAUGUGUCUUUUGUGGAUGAUUACAGUCGGUUUACCUGGGUAUAUUUGAUGACUCGAAAAUCUGAUUUUUACAAAAUAUAUUCUAAUUUUCACUCCAGGGUUCGCACUCAGUUUUCUACCACCGUUAAAGUUCUCCAUUCUGAUUUGGGAGGUGAGUAUUACUUGUCCGAGUUUGAGGAGUUUUUAGCCACUCAUGCCACUAUUCAUCAGUCUUCAUGUUCUGACACUCCUGCCCAAAAUGGUCGAGCUGAGUGCAAACAUCGCCAUCUCCGUGAUACAACUCGUUCUUUGUUGCUCUCGUCUUUUGUCCCUUCUGUCUUUUGGGGAGAAGCUGUGCUCACUGCUGCAUAUCUUCUCAAUCAGAUGCCUACUCCUCUUCUUUCUAGCUCAUCCCCGUAUGAGCGUCUUUUUGGUGUUACUCCUAAUUAUUCUCUUUUGCGUAUUUUCGGUUCUGCAUGCUUUGUGCUCCUUCCUAAACGGGCACGCUCUGAGCUUAGUUCUCGUUGUGUCCUAUGUGUCUUAUUAGGGUAUGGCAUUAAUCAGAAAGGUUAUCGAUGCUAUGAUCCUGCCGCCAAAAAAGCUAUAUGUGUCUAGGCAUGUCACAUUUUUAGAAAAAUUACCCUACUACACUAUGCAUUCCACCCCUGUUCCUCUUAUCAAGGAUGAAUUGGUUCAUGUUGACCCAUUUCCUCAAGAUGUUUCUCCCGAUGAGUUUGUUUCUAAUCUUGAGGUCUCUACCUUGCUUCUUACUAACACUUCUGAUAUCUCGCCAGCUCCCUCUCCAGCUCCUGCUUCCCCUGCUCCUCUUCUUGUUUAUCAGCGCUGCAAAACACUUCCGAGCUCGCCUGUGUCUAGAUCUACUGUCCCUCCAACUGUUUCUUUGGAUCUUGUUCCUCUUGCACAUUGCUUUCCAAGGCGAGACCGUCAUCCUCCGAACUUGUAUGGUUUUGGUAAUACAUGUUUGUCCCUUUCCUAUCAGUCUUUUCUUUCUUGUCUUCAUAUUUAUUUUGAGCCCAGGUCGUACAAGGAAGCUUGCAAUGAAUGACGAGUUAACUGCUUUGGCUAACACUCAGACUUGGGAUUUGGUUCCAUUUCCUGCUGGUAAGAAUGUUGUAGGCUGUAAAUGGGUGUAUAAGGUCUAAACUCUUUCUGAUGGUUCUUUAGAACAGUAUAAAGCUCGUUUGGUGGCCCAGGGUUUUUCUUAGGAGUAUGGGAUUGAUUACGAUGAGACUUUUGGCCCCGUUGCCAAGAUGACUACUGUUCGCACUCUUAUUUUUGUUGCUGCUGCCCAUCAAUGGUCUUUGUUUCAACUUGAUGUCAAAAACGCCUUUUUGAAUGGGCAUCUUGCUGAAGAAGUGUAUAUGCGUGCUCCACCGGGUCUUUCUCACCCUCGUGGUGUUGUUUGUCGUCUUCGCUGUGCUCUAUAUGGUCUCAAGCAGUCUCCUCGUGCUUGGUAUGAGCGAUUUCACUCUGUUGCACUUCAACUUGGAUUUCGCUCUAGUCAUCAUGAUUGUGCUGUAUUUGUUCGGCGCACUUCUAUUGGCCUUGUUCUCCUUCUCUUGUAUGUGGAUGAUAUGAUCAUCACUGGCUCUGAUUCUAGUACUAUUGAGGAGGUUAAGCAUCAGUUGUUUCAGGAGUUCGAGAUGAAGGAUUUGGGGUCUCUUCAAUAUUUUCUUGGUAUUGAGGUUGCUACUUCUCCUACUGAGUAUUUUCUCUCUCAAACUAAAUAUAUCUAUUAUCUAUGAUAUUCUUUCUCGUGUCAAUCUCACUAAUGACAAAAUUAUCGACACUCCUAUUGAGUUGCAUGCUAAGUUUUCUGCUUCUGAUGGCAUUCCUCUUGAGGAUCCCACUUUGUAUCGCGAGUUGGUUGGUUGUCUUGUUUAUCUCACUGUUACUCGUCCGGAUAUCUCAUAUGUUGUGUAUAUUCUCAGUCAGUUUGUUUCUGCUACUCGUUCUACGCACUGGGCUGCCUUACUUCGUACUUUGCGCUACCUUCGUGGCACUUUGUUGCAAUGUCUGCUGUUAUCUGCGUCUUCGGACUUGUCUCUUCGUGCCUAUGUUGAUGCUGAUUGGGCAGGUGAUGUCUCUGAGCGCAAAUCCACUUCUGGUCUUUGUGUUUUUCUCAGAGAUUCUCUCAUAUCUUGGAAGUGUAAGAAAAAGUCUGUUGUUGCUCGUUCCGCCGCUGAGGCUGAAUAUCGCGCCAUGGCUCAUGCUACUUCUGAGAUCGUUUGGCUUCAGUGACUUCUUUCUGAUAUGGGUGUCUCCCUUUCUGAUCCGACUCCAUUGUAUUGUGAUAAUCAGAGUGCUGUCCAGAUUACCCAUAAUUCAGUCUUCCAUGAGCGGAUUAAGCAUGUUGAAAUAGAUUGUCACUUUGUUAGACAGCAUCUUUAGGCUGGCACUAUUAUUCUCCCUUUUGUUCCCUCCUCUCUUCAGUUGGCCGAUUUCUUUACGAAGACUCACACUGUUGCUCGUUUUCGUUUUUUUCUUAGCAAAUUUCGAUACUUUUUGCCCUCGCAUCCUCAGUUUGAGGGGGGGUGUGAAUUGUAUUGUAUUUGUAUUUUAUAUUCUCAAUUAAGGGUAAUUUAGUCUUCUAGGUUAUCAGGGUUUAUUAUGUUCUCAAUUGAGGGUAAUUUAGUCUUUUAGGUUAUUAGGGUUUACUCUAUGAGUUUAUAUAUUUUGUACUUAGCUUUGGUUUUAAUCAAUUUCAAAAAACAGAAUUCCUCUUCUCAGUUAUCAAAGAUAACAAUAACUAAACCUUCUCACACUUCAACUUAUAGUCGUCAAGACUUCGAAUAAAAAUUAGAUGCAAAGACUUGUUUCAGAAUUAACGUUAACAGGGGAAAUAAAGCAAGCAGCAGGGUAUACGAAUAGGCUAACAUCAUUAGUAAUAUCUGGGAUAGAAGUUUCACUUUCUAUUUGAAAUGCAUUAGCUCUGCUGAAGAUUUGAUUGUGACCAUGGAUGCAUGACCCCUUUUCAGUUGAGCUAAAUAAUAUACAAAGUGCCAAGUCUUCAGGUUUCCAUUCAUUCUUUGGUUGCAACCAAAUGAUACAAACAGUUGUUGUUGUUGUUGUUAUUUCCACUUCUGAAAAUAUCUGGAGAAAUGUCUACAUUGAACGUUGUUGUAAUGAUGCAAUCAAAAAGCAGAAAUUUGGAGAGUUUCUUCACCGAUCAACUGUCCGGUGAAUGGCCGGUGAAUCACUGAUCAAAGAGCAAUCAGUCACCAGUUUUACUUGGUUGCUUUAUCCAUGGCUUUGGAGACGAGAUUUUCAGGAUCAAGAACCUCCCAAGAAAUCUCUGGGGUGUUUGUGUAAUUUAACGUGUAUAUUUAGGCAAAAUAAGGGGUAUUUUUAUAAUUUUAGAAAAAUCUAGAAGCGCGACUGCAUUAAUGAGUAACCUCUGGGGCGUUUGUGUACGGGUUCGAGACCCUGAGCACGAAGGGGGACAUAGAGGAGGGAACACUGUAUCCUAGAUCUCUACAAUUUUACUAUUUGUUUGAUUUAUAAAAUUGGGAUAUUUUUAAAGGAUUGAAUUGGAAUUUUGGCUUGGUUAUUCUUUGACUUCCUUUUAUACUUCUUCUUCUUUUCUUUUUUCUUUUUUGUGGCUUAGUUUUUUCUCUUGAUCAUUUGGGGUUUUGACUCUCUUUUUUUAAUUAUUAUAAAAUUUUGUGGUGUUCUCUGGUUCAUAGUUACUUGUUUAUUGCUGGUAAUUGCUAUAGAAUAGAAGUAUUGGGUUAUGUAUAUAUGUAUCUAUGUAUGUACUAUAUUACUCUUCUGCAUUAGUUAGCUUUGUGUCUACUAUAUCUCAUCUUUUUUGGGAUCUGCUAAAGAAAAAUGCUCUGUAACCAUGAUUUUUGCCCCAAAAUUUAUCCCGAAAAUGAGACGGUGGACGGUGUAAAUUUAAAGUUGGUAGGAUGCGAAGCAUUUUUUUAGAUAAUUUUUAUGGGUACGUAGUAUUGUUGGCUUAACGAUGGGCACGGGAUUAGGAUUAGUAUGGUUUCCGUGCUGAUGACAAGUAACAAACACAACCUCCGUGGUGAUGAAUUAAAGUUUUAAGGCAAAAAAAUUUGGCAUUAAUGAUGAGCGGUCACCAUUCACUUAAAAGAAUUCUUCUUGGCUUUACAUGUCUAGUUUUGAAUACUAACAUGCAAGUCUCAUUAAAAUGCGGUGCUGUGGCCUAUGUAUGUGUAUCGGCAAGCAUCCACUGAACUUGAUUAUCCUUGGACUCUAUACCGUGUGACUGAGUCUCACUGUUGGUGUAAGUUGUGCCAAUACAGAUGGCUGAUAGUUUCUUGCAAACUGCUUAAAAUCUUAAUGGGUGAAAUGUUGACUGCAUGAUGAUUGCAUGAAACUAUUGUGUGAUAUCUUUUUGCAUUGGGAGUUUUUAUAGGAAAAAUUGUGCUUGAAGCCCUAAUAUUGACGUCAGAUUUGGUAGCCUCCUUGCUAGUUUUACCAAACCACUGGUCUACCGGCUAGCGCAAUUUUUUCACAAAUUUUUGUCUUGAGGUGGUUCAUUCGGGGAGACAUCUAGGAGACAUCCAGUGGUGAAAAUCCAACGGUAAUGAAUAGUAAUUUGAUGAAAGGCACAAUGAUUCUCAGUUUGAUGAAAGAAAAGUAAAAUUCUGGAUUUGAUACGUAUUUGAUGAAACCAUUGGAGCAGGAAAAGAAGCUAUUUUUCCUCAAAUUUGAACUUGAUGAUAGUUUUGAAUAACCAUUCAGCUG